Molecule: messenger RNA, 7531 nt
Organism: Schistocerca cancellata (South American locust)
Lineage: Eukaryota; Metazoa; Arthropoda; Insecta; Orthoptera; Acrididae
Gene: Brms1
Product: breast cancer metastasis-suppressor 1-like protein-A
Exons: 6
Coding region: 115-969 (284 amino acids)
Biological process (GO): negative regulation of transcription by RNA polymerase II
Cellular component (GO): Sin3-type complex
Molecular function (GO): histone deacetylase binding
Source: RefSeq, a predicted model, not a curated record
GAAGGACAGCGACAGUUGAUAGUGUUUUGUUUGACGGUGUAUGUUUACUAAUAUUAGAAAGUGAUGCGUGAAGUUUUCUCAUGCACUUAAUUGUAAAAGAAGAAGACGAGAACAAUGAAACGCGUGGUACAGGGUCAGGAUAAAAGUGCAAAGAUUAUUAAAGAAGAUCGGGAGGACAGUGAUGGAGAAGAGAUGGAACAUGAGUCCGGAGAGACGGACAAGUCCAGCUCCACCAGCGAGACGAGUGAUGCGGCCACUGACACGGAUGACAGUUCAGAAAUGGAUGAAGAAGAGUGUGAAAGAAGACGAACUGAAUGCAUGGAAAACUUAGUAGAUCUUGAGAGGCAGUUUAGUCUCCUUCGUGAACAGCUGUACCGCGAGCGCGUCACGCAGGUGGACACGAAGCUGUCGGAGGUGCGCAGCGGGCGCGCCCAGGAGUACCUGCAGCCACUGGAACAGCUGCAGCAGAACAUGCGGGUGCGCACCGAGGUGGCAGGCAUCCUGCGUGAGCUGCGCCUCGCCAACAUCCAGAACAAGUUCGACGCCGAGGAGCUCGCCGCACAGCAGAACCUCGAGAGUGAGAAGUCACUCCUCUGGGACUCGAUCCAGAGUGACCUGGAGGAAAAAAUCCGCCGCCUAGAGGAAGACCGGAAUAAUGUCGACAUCACUGCAGACUUGUGGCUCGUGGAGCAGUCGGCUUCAGCGGGUGGACUUACUGGCAGCGGUCGCAGUGGGUCGGGCAGCCGCCGGCACGGUUCGAGUGCCGGUGCCGACUGCGUGGGGGCUGGCGGGUGCGGCAACGGUGCGGGAGGUAGUGGCGGCAGUGGCUCAGGGUCGAGGCGGAAACCUGUGUCCGUGUCGGGUCCGUAUGUCGUGUACAUGCUGCGAGACACAGACAUCCUGGAAGACUGGACGGCGAUCAAGAAGGCCCUCUCCGUGUCCAAAAGAAAGUCUGAAUUAUACAUCUGACGAAAGUGAUGCACGUCACUGUGUGUGGGUGUGCCUUACGCUGCCAGCUGCACCUAUAUUCUCGGCGGUCUGCGCCGGCCGAGUGCUUUGCUCGUUUCUGGCCUCUUGCAAGUUACCGGAGGCUUUACUGACACUGUGCUCAUGCUCGCUGCUUGCACACUGAGGAAGUGUCCUUGGAGAAAUGCGAGAGUACAGUGUGGUUGCAGUUUCUCAAAAUGACAGUGUUCCGGUGCAGCUUUGCGUUCUGUGCUCUGCUCGGUCUUCUUCGCUGUUCUGCCCGUGUGCAGAACAGUAUGACAGUUUCUGGACUUUUACAUUUGUUGCUUGUGACUUGCUGGAAAUGAAAUCCAGUGCUGGGAUAAAAGUACUAUUCUUCCAAUGAGGCUGUUAAGAAUGCAGGCCUGCCGGAAACACAAUCACAGUGGCUGUUGCUAGAAUUUUGUCAAAACAGAGACUGAUGCGAUAGUACAAAGAACGCAGUUAAUGAAAAGAAUAACGAUUGUAUUGGCCCUCCACUGGAAUAUUCACACUCCCGCCACUCUUGACGAGGAAUAUUAAAUAAAACAUUAUAUUUCUUGUUGUAAUUUAAGACACAAAUAGUAUAUUGAAACAAUAUUAUAAUUCCUCACAUUAAGAUUUCCUUACACGCCGAAAGAGAAUUGGGUACAGCUCUUUAAAAAUCACAACAGACCCUGUUUUCCUUCCAGCUGUCCCCAUAAGUCAGUAUUCCUUUUUCUUUCUCUUCGUCUUGACCAACUGAUCUUCUCUUUCUCUGUGUCCACCCUAGUAAUGUGGGAAACCGCCUAGCACUCUAUACAUUCUCUUCCAGAAGUUGUGUGUCAUCCUUGUAUAGUAAUACUGCCACAGUACUGAAAACAGCAGGCAUUCCACUGCCCUAGAGCCAGGUCACUGUUCAGAUCGGAGUUUGCCUUAUUUUGAGCUUAUUGGACAUAGCUGAGAUUGGAACAAUCACACUGUAAAAUUGUUACUUCUCACACAAUGAGAUAAUUAUUAAAAAUUGGGAAGUAUGAAACUCAGACCUGCAAGUUUUUCUUCUUCAUAGAUAACUGACAAUGGGCCUUACAGAUGAGCACUCUUUGAUCUUCUUCUUACCCAUUCUUUGAUUUUCUUCAUACCCAUAGAACUUGAAGGUCAGUGCACAGACAUCAAUUUCCUAAAAUAGUGUGAUACCAUUACCAAAAAUGCUCAAAAAAACUUUGUUUGAAAAUUUGGAGAUUCCAAAUGUUAAUCAACAAAUAUUCAAGACAAUCUUAUUUUUUAUCAAAAUAAAUUUUCAUUUUUACAUACUAAUUGCAUGAUUUAUGAGUAUUCAUAAUAAGUUAAAUAUUUUUAGUAAUAUAUUUUUUUAAUUACUGGACUGAUGAUACGAAACAAUAUAUUGAUCACCAAUUACAUUAUGAAAUUUAUCACCAUCAAUGUACUUUCCUAGUGAAUUACUAGAAUGCACCAUACAAAUUUUCCAUUGUUCAAAGCUAAGUCCGCUUGUGUCAGUGUGUUGAAAACUUCCAUCACUUUUACUUUCACUGCUUCUACACUUGUCGCCAUAAGCACGCAUUUGACCUUCGGAAAUCAAAAAAUGUCACAGAGGGCCAGGUUGAGCAAAUGCAGUGGGUGGUCCAUUCACAAAGAAUGCUGUCACAGACAAAGGCAGAAUGGGCUGGCGCACUGACAUCGUGAAACACCCAGGACUUGCUGUUUCACAAAUUGGAUCUUAGUCUCCUCACUCUUUCCGUAUCAGAACCACAGUGUAUUGAUUGACUGUCUGGCAUUCGGGGGUCCAGUGGGGGAAGGGGUGUGUCAGGGAAUCACAUCACGACUUUGAAUUUUGAUUUGCUUGUCUUCCCUUAUUUUGACACAGUGAAACUGGGCCCUUCCAAUGCAUGGACUGGCACUGUUUCAGGAUUGUAGGUUAAAAAAAAAACACACACACACACACACACAGUUUGUCACAAGAAAUCACUUUCUCUAAAAUUUCUGGAUCAUUAUCAGUGUUGUUUAAAAUGUCACACAAAUUUUCAUUCUCAAUUAAAAAAAAGACUUACACGUUCUCUGUUAAUUCCUUUUAUUUCAAUAAGAGCUCGGACACUCAGAUUAUGAUUUUCUCAACGGUGUCUCAGUUUUUAUGUUGUUGUGCACUUUUGAUAUUGAAGGUCAUCCUGGAAUGGAUCAUCUUGGGUCAUUUCACUUAGCUCCUUAAAUCUUUUGAACCACUCAAAAUGUGUUUGUGAUAAAAUUCACUUCAAUAUACUUUCUUUAGCAUGACAGAUCUCCUUCCUCAGUUUCACUGAGAACUUGUUAACUCAUUGCCCCAUCUGAACACUUUGCAUUUUCUGAGACGCUAGCCACAGGGAUGUCAACGGACAAUUGCUACAGUGAGACUGAGUGACUGUGGAGCUCAUGGUGGGAAAAGCAUGAACCAACAAAAACAAUGUUCAGAUCUCCCACAGUUUGCUUGUUGUUUGCUGGUAGCAGCACCAGUCCAGUUAUUUAACUGUCACACCCCAUAUAUUUGUAUUUUCAUAAUCUCCACAUAUAAAUAAAAUAGUUGUAUGAUUUCUAAAUGUUUCUCAUUUUUGUAUCAAAUUUCAAUUCAUUACAAUUUACUUGAUUAACAGUACUACUUAUUUAUAAACACUGAAAUCAAAUAAAUUCUGCAUCUAGUGGGAAUCAAACCAGCAACCUUGUGAUUACAAGAUUAGCACACUACAAGUGAUUUAAUAACACAAGUUGAAAUGUUUUGUGCUUAAUGGUACCCAGAAAACUUCAAAGUCAAUAAUUUCAAGUGUUUUUGAAAAUUGGACUGUAUUGCUUUAGGAAAUUGAUGUCCUGGCAUUGAGCUUCAAAUCUUACAAGAACGAAGAAAAUUGAAGGGGGCCAGUUCAUUUGAUCCCUUUGUGAAUAACCAUCAUUUUCUGAAUGUUUUUGCAUUAAUCAUCCGGACGACAUGUAAAUGGUCGUUGCCUGUGCACAUACUUUUAUUUGCAUUUGCCAGCGUGCCUUGUAAUGCACACGUUACAUACUUGUACAAGGAUACAGAAUAGCUGUCUGAUAUUAACCUUUGGGGUGUGAAAUUCCAAUCACUGUAGAUAAACAAAUAUACAAGUAGAAAAAAUUAUCUUAUCUUUCAGAAUUGUUAGUUGCUACCUCAUGGUGGAAAGAUAUAUACAUUGGGGAAAGGUAUAAAGGAGGGGAGGGCCAUGUAUCAAGGUGUUUUGUCGAGUUGUCAUUUCCAUUUUAUGUGUAAUGUUUCGAUUACUGACCUAGCCGUCUUCUUCAGAUACUGCAAGUUUUGCUGUUCUGUGUACUCAACAAACUAGUUGGAGUCCAGGCUGCAAAUCCAUUAACAGCAAAACCCACAGCACCUGAAGAAAAUGGCAGGAUCAGUCAUCAAAAUAUUGAGCAUAGAAUGGAAACUACAACUUUGAAGAAUAAAGUGCACCCUUAUGGGGUAGGUCACUCAGAAUAAAGAUUUAGUGGGCCUCUCCUUUCUAGCCUUCUCCAGCCUAUUCAUUUUUUCUCCUUUAGGAUGGAACUAAUAGUUUAGGAUGUUAGGAUAGUUUUUUUCUAUUUUUGUGUGUGGAACUUUGCGUUCUGUAAAUAAGUACUGGCCAGCCAUAAUGUUACCCUUUUCUCAACUGAAUCUUCCUCUACAUAUAUUACAUUGUUUGGCUACUUAUUACUAUCUUCUAAUGUGAUAGUUUACACACAUACCAAUUGUCACAUCAUAACUUGUCCAUUGAGCAUUGAUAAAUGAACACAUACUCCAAAAUAGUUAGUGAAAUCAGGACUGAAAUUACUUGCAAGUUACAUAAACCCUCUUGUUCUCAUCUCUGACACAAUUUCAGUCUUUUCAAAAUACUUCUGAACAGACUCUGACAUCCCAGAAACCUACCUGGCCUGACUGCCGACAGCACUAGUUUAUAGUAGGAACUUUUUCUCCGCAGAAAAAACAAAUCAUGUUCAUUACAGAAUAAUAAAACUGAUCACCUUCCUAAGAGUCAUUGACACAUUUUCUCUAGUAUUUUGGCAGCUGUUCGCAAUUUGAUUGUUGCAGUGGGUAGAUGGAGUGAGUCCAAACGCAUACUGCUCAUCAUGUCUCAUGAGACAUCCAUUGUCAAUGGAUGUCUCAUGAGACAUCCACUGUCAAUGGAAAAUAUUAGUUUUCUUCUUUUUUUUUUAAAUUGAAAUUUUGUGUGCCAAUUCAAGGGAAUUGUCCCACAUUAGUAUGGUGUGAUAUUUAGUAUAAUAAUAUUUAUUAAAAGGGGCAGCAAAAGAUCAAGGGUAAGUGGUACUUCAGCCACACAUGUGUAGUGCUGCUACGUGCCAGUAGUUGACAGAUCAGUGCUCAAGACAGGACAAGUGGGCAUAUGAAAGCUGAAACAUCUGGUGGUUCCAAGAAAAUAUUCUGCAAAUGAUGAUGCAUGGGGUGCGGUGUUAGCAAUGUGCCUACAUACCUUACACUCAAUGUCUAUGAUGUAGUCGGCGAAUGACAGACAGACACUGAAAUAUUGGCUAACAUCUGUUCGCAAGUCUUUUCUUAUGCUAUAUGUCCCUUGUUGUCUCAAGUGCCUGCCCACACUGUGCUGUCUUUCUCUGACUGCCAUGUAGCAACACCAGCCACUCAGUGCUGGAGUUACGGUAAAGCUGCCUCUGCUAACACAUAUUGUUAAACCAAACAUUGUCCUAUGCUAAUUUAGGACACCAAAAUCAAAUGCACACAUCGCAUUCCUUUUCAAAAAAACAUUUUGUUUGCAACAAGAAAGACACUGAUAUUUUCCAUUGAGACUGGGUGUUACACAAAGCGUGUUACGAGUCGUAUUUGUGUGGGAUGACUUCAUCUGCACACUCGAAAUGGCAGUUGCAAAUAUUUGCCAAAAGACCAGAGACAGUCUAGCAUAUCAACACCAGGGCCACAUAUUAUCCUCCAGUGCAGAUAACUAAAACUGAAAUGACCACUUUUAUGACUGUCCUGCAGCACUUAUGUCUCUAUGCAUUGUUCAGACCCAUAUUUUGAGAACUUACAUUGUCAAAGCCAUGAGGUAGACGUGGCCUAUGCGGAAUGUCCACAUCAUUCCGAGUUGAGGGAAGUAUGGUAAUGCAGGGUUCUCAGUGGUAUACAAGUACUGUAAAAGUACAAGUAGCAACUCGCUGAAUAGUUGAGGCACUAAGCCAUUAGUAGCCUCAUUAACAAGACUGAGAAUGUUGUCGCUAGCUUUCAGACAAAUGCUUCUUCAAAGCUACAUAGUACGCAUACACCUGAAUGGCUACAUUGUCCUGGCCAGGACAAAAUGUGUGUGUGUAUGUUUACAUGUACUCCUUAGUUCUGAAGAUAAGGGUGAACUUAAAUCACAUUAGACAGUCUGAUAUGGUAUUCAUGUGACAAAAAUUAAUGAGCCAUUGUGGUUGUUUGACCCAGGUUGCCUGUUUGUUGUGAUGACUACUCAGUAUUCUAUGUUCAUUUCUGUGUAUAUAGCGUUUUAAUAACAAAAAUCCAUUUGCUGUUUGAGUGCCUUUAGAAUAUUCCCAUGCAUUAAAUUGCAGCAGAUGUGGAUAAUAAGGCUCGUGUCAAUCCCAGAUGAAGCAUCUGUCAUGAAUUUAUGAAUAUGAAAGCCACUGACUUAAGAUGAGGCAUGCACUUACAUGUUUGUGCAUCCUGUAGAUAUCUCAGCUGGAAAAGGAUUUUUUUUAGAUAAAUAACUACAAAUUAAUUCAGGUGUGCUGUGCUUGUGAUUUUGUUUAUUUGUAAAAUAAUUUCAGUGAUGUAUCACAUAAGGAAAUUUAUUUUAUUUUUGGAAUGCUAAACAAGUCCUUAUAAUUUUUUUUAAUGAUGUGGUGAUGUUACCGCCGUGUUAGGCAGACAAACUGUCAUGUUAGGCAGAGAUUGUUAAAUUGGACAGUGCACUUUUUAAUGCUGCCAGUGGUUUUUUCACUUUGAGUGCGUGUUUUCUGUAGGUCGUUAGUGCCUGGAUGGUCAGAUCUGCCAAACUGGUACAGACAACAGCGAGAUAACUCGGCAGCAGCAUUCGCCAUGAUUGAAUCAUUGUCACAGUUUGACUGCUCAGUUUUGAUAAUUUGUCAUUGAGUAUGAAAAAUGGGGCAGUCCAGUUUUCUUGUGAUGGCAACAAGCAUGUUACUUUUUACUUACAGACAACACGCACAGGUGGUACACAACCUGUUAUUUUCUAUUCUGUACAGUUACUAAUAAAAUAUUACAAAAACCAUGCAGCUUAUAAUUGUUGUCCUUUAGAGUCUAAGCAAAUAGGGAAUUUUCUAUAUACCUGUAUGUGGUAUGGCUCAUAAAAUAUGCAGACUUUAAGUUUACAACUUGUUUUGCAACAAAUAAUUUGUUUCGUCUAAUUUGUACUGUAGCAGAUAAGACUAAAUUAGUGUCAUUUAUUAUCAGAAACCUAAAGUAACUUGUGCAACAGCAGACUGAUACGGUGCUUCUAAAAUUUGAAACAUUAGUUACUUGUACAUGGGCUAGGUGAAAAGUUCUCUACCUUGGGUUAGUAUCAAUAAAAUUUUCUUUUUAUUACAUUGA